AUGCUUUCUUGCUUCUCACUGACUCUCUUUGUAUCUCAGGUUGUCCGUAGCCGCCUGGAGAAGAAAGGAAUCGCAGUCCAUAAUGUAAGGUUGAACGGCUCAGCAGCUAGUCACGUUCUACAUCAAGACAGUGGCUUGGGGGACAAAGACCUAGUUUUCAUCUUCGGUGUAGAUCUGAAGACCGAAGAUGUCUUCCAGCUUGUUAAAGAUGUGGUCAUGGACUGCCUUCUUGACUUCCUCCCGGAAGGUGUCAACAAAGACAAGAUCACCCCCAUGACUCUGAAGGAGGCGUACGUGCAGAAGCUCGUGAAGGUGUGCAACGAAACCGACCGCUGGAGCCUCAUAUCGCUCUCCAACAACAGCGGGAAGAACGUGGAACUCAAAUUCGUGGACUCUCUCAGACGGCAGUUCGAGUUCAGUGUGGACUCCUUCCAGAUCAUCCUGGAUUCGCUUCUGCUGUUUGGGGAGUGUUCAGAGAACCCCAUGGCUGAGAACUUCCACCCCACGGUCACUGGGGAGAGCAUGUACGGGGACUUCGAGGAGGCAAUGGACCAUCUCCGGAACAGGGUCAUCGCCACGAGGAACCCAGAGGAGAUCAGAGGUGGGGGGCUUCUGAAAUACUGCAACCUCUUGGUGAGGGGGUUUAAGCCCAAAUCGGAAGUGGAUAUGAAGGCACUACAGAGAUACAUGUGCUCCAGGUUUUUCAUAGACUUCUCCGACAUCGGUGAGCAGCAGAGGAAGCUGGAGUGCUACCUCCAGAGCCACUUUGUUGGGAUGGAGAGCAAAAGAUAUGACUAUCUGAUGACCCUCCACAGGGUGGUCAAUGAGAGCACAGUCUGCCUUAUGGGACACGAAAGGAGGCAGACCCUGAACCUCAUUGCCAUGCUGGCUGUGAGAGUCCUGGCUGAGCAGAACAUCAUCCCCACGGUCACAAACGUUACCUGCUACUACCAGCCAGCUCCUUAUGUCAGUGAAAUAAACUUCAACUACUAUGUCACCCACGUGCAGCCCUUCCUGCCUUGCAAUCAGUCUUACCCAACGUGGCUUCCCUGUAACUGAGCCAGGACAAACUUCA
This is a messenger RNA of Pygoscelis adeliae (Adelie penguin), 1075 nucleotides long. It is a transcript of the gene TENT5B, whose product is annotated as family with sequence similarity 46, member B. Gene Ontology annotation, biological process: mRNA stabilization. The transcript has a single exon. Gene Ontology annotation, molecular function: poly(A) RNA polymerase activity; RNA binding. The record is from RefSeq and is a predicted model, not a curated record. The coding region runs from base 1 to 1059 and encodes 352 amino acids. Lineage: Eukaryota; Metazoa; Chordata; Aves; Sphenisciformes; Spheniscidae.